Messenger RNA from Dermacentor albipictus, 2720 nucleotides. RefSeq lists its product as uncharacterized. Lineage: Eukaryota; Metazoa; Arthropoda; Arachnida; Ixodida; Ixodidae. The record is from RefSeq and is a predicted model, not a curated record.
ACAAGGACGAGACAAGAGGGACGUCAUUCAAGCGACCCCCGUAUACGAGCGGCUUCUCCUCCUGCUGACUCCAGUAAGCGGACACCGCGGAUUUUCGAAAGAUGGCAUCGCCGCUCAAGAGCUUCGUUGAUCCGAAGGAGCAGCUCUUCGACUUGCGGAGGAACUUUGGGGAGUACACGCUGCAACACCUGCGCCGUCACGCGAGUUCGAAAUGGAUCAAUGGCACAAGCGACGAAGCGGUGACCUACGGUGAAGUAGCUGAGCAGGUGGAGGCUGUGCGGGCGGCGCUCUCGCGACUGGGUCUACAGGCGGGAGACAGGAUCCUGCUUCUCAGCGGCAACCGAUUGCAGCUGUUGCCCGCGUUCCUGGGCGCUGCUAGCGCCGGCGUGGCGUCCACGUACAUGAGCCCGGGCUACGGAGUUGAUAUCCUUGCGGAUGCGAUGCGGCCCCUGUCCCUGGUCGGCCUCUUCUGUGAACCAUGUUGGGUUCAGGACGCUCUCAAGCUACAGCGCGAGCUCCCUUCUAUUAAGACUAUCAUAGUGCUGGACGAACUGGCGGACAAACCGGACGAUGCGCCCAACUGUGUAAUCACGUGGAGCGAGCUGCUGAAGAAGGGACGCAUACUGAACGGAACGCCGUGGCCCUCGAUCGAGUACCGGGAAAAACAAAUCUGCUACAUGACGUCGACCAGUGGCACGACCGGCAAGGCUAAGGUGGUCGUGCACUACCAUGAAUCUCUCUUAGCCGUCGUCCAGGCAAACAGCCACCCCGCUCACAUGAACCUGAGCACAGAUGACGUGGCUCUGUGCACCACUUCGCUGGGCCACGUAUACGCGCUGUUCGACGUCGUCUGCAAGGCUAUCGUCCAGGGAGCCUCGGUCGCCUUUGUUGAGAACGCUGACGAUGUCCUCGAGGCGCUCCACAAGCACAAGGUCACAGCCUUGAGCACGACUCCUUAUACGGCACGAUGCAUACUGGAAAACGAUAAGCGCAAGAACUAUGACCUCAGCUCCCUCAAGUACGUCACGGCUGCGACCACGUGCAUUAGCGAGGAGGUUGCCAAAGCAUUAUUCCAGGAGCUAAAUAUCGAGUCGUUCAUACAGUUGUACGGCCAGUCGGAGAUCCCGUUCGUCACAGCGGGCCUUUAUAAUGCACCAUGCCGUUUCAAGUCGAUAGGCCGUUUGGGCAUGGGAGUCGAAGCAAUGGUGAGGGACCUCGAGACGGGAAAGCCCCUCGGCCCGUGGGAACAAGGCGAGCUCGUGGUUCGAAGUCCGGGCCUGAUGCGCGGUUACUGGGGAAGGCUGCACGAGUCCGUCACUGACAGCGAAGGCUGGUACAGGACAGGCGACCUGUGCUACUACGACGAAGACGGUUGGCUGUAUCUGGUGCAACGACUGAGCGACUUCUUUUGCUGCCGCGGGACGAAGGUCUCGCCAGUCCUAGUCGAGGCUGUGCUGCAGAAGUGUCCGGAAGUGCAUGACUGCGCCGUCGUGGGACUCCCGCAUCAUGAAGCCGGACACGUGGCUCACGCUGUGGUUGUGCGAAAGCCCGAAGCCAGGACACUGGGCGUCGAGCACUUCACACGAUUUAUGGAAGCUAACGCACCGAAGAGCUUCAACUUGGAAGGUGGCGCCACGUUCGUCGACAAGAUUCCACGGAACGAGCUGGGAAAACUCGUCAGGCGUGAGCUCAUCCAGUGGGUUCUCAAGCAACAAGAACAAGCAGUCUGAAACUGACAGCGGAGCUGGAUCAAAAGCACAAAGUACGCGUUAUACUGACAAAUUUGUGCCGGGCCAAAGUGGUAUAACAGAGCGCUUCUCUUCAACAGCAUGAAAGCGAUAUUUCAAAAGCAGGUGUUAAAGUUAUGGACGCCUUUUCUCACUAAUGAAGAUAUAACACUACCAAAUCUUAAAUUGUCGUGGUGGCACAAAGAAUUGGCGCACCAUCAUAUCCGACCAAACGAUUAACUAAUCGGCAACACAGCAAAAUAACCCAAGGCUGCAGGAUUCGAACGUUCCAGCGAACUAAGUUUCGCCUAUUCGAAAAUCUGGGGCCCGUUAACCACAAAAAUUCUGUUCUAAGAGCAUUUAUUAAUCGGAUGGCGGUCAGGCGUCCGCCCCUCGUGACAGCAAUAGGCUUGAUAACGCGAUGUUCUCCUAGAAGGUUGGUCGUACUUUCAGGCGCCUCUUUAUAUUCUCUUACAGAGAGGUACAGAGGCGCUUCUCUAAGGCUUCUCUAAGGCACCUCCAAGGCUCCUUUCUUUGGUGCUUCUCUAAGGGGCCUCUCUAUACUCUCAUACAGAGAGGCUACUUCAAUUGUUGCUGACCUUUACAUGCCCGACAUUUGUGAUUAUCACGUAAUAAAGAAAAGAAUAUCGUUGCGGCUCAGCUGGUGGAUGGUCAAUUUUGCAAAAAUGAAUGCAUAUCGACUGAAAUGAAGUCGUUUCGUCGAUCUUUUGCAUACAUAUUUAUUUUAUUGUUUGCACUAGGAUCUGAUCAUUGUUAUCGAGGAACUGCCACAGCAGCACCGCAAUUGCAGAUGGAAAAUCCUUAAAACUGCUUGAACGACAUCUUGUUAAGCAUAAUCAGCGCAAUAAAAACGAGAGUGUUCGAGGGCUAUGCCUUCGAGUGAACCGAUAACAGUAAGAACCGAUAACACUCACGUGUUCGCAACCGGGCCCGAUGUUCAGGUCCUGCGGACCGAAAGGCUCCAUGCCGACC